AUGGAGAUGGUCAAUGGGAGCAUCAGCCAGGAAUUCAUUUUGCUGAGAUUUGAUGGUCAACAGCGAACACGAUUCUUGCUCCUUGGCUUUCUGUCCAUUCUCUACAUGCUCACUUUGGCUGAGAACAUCACCAUCAUCACAGUGGUGUCUCUAGAUAACCACUUGGCCCAGCUUCCCAUGUACAUCCUGCUGAGCAAUUUCUCCUGGAUGGAGAUGUGCUAUGUGACCACGACUGUGCCCCGUAUGCUGUCUGACCUGAUUUCCACUUAUGGAAUAAUUUCCUUCCAGGCCUGUUUCCUCCAGUUCUACUUCUUGUUUGCUCUCGGCUGCACGGAAUGCUUCUUCCUCUCAGCCAUGGCCUUGGAUCGGUACUUGGCCAUCUGCCACCCUUUGCGCUACCCACAACUUAUGACCCAACAUUCCUGCUAUGCCUUGGUGGGGGCAUGUUGGGUUGUUGGCUUUCUGUGGUUUCUUACCCCAGUGAUUUUGAUCUCCAAGUUGUCCUUUUGUGGACCGAACAUUAUUGAUCAUUUUUUGUGUGAUCUUGUGCCAAUUCUGUCCCUGGCCUGCCCUCCACUCAGAAAUGUUCCCCUUAUCUGCCAAAUAUUCAUGCGGGUUUUUUUUUCAGGCAAUGCAUCCUUUGUUGUGCUAUCAUAUGGCUUUGUCAUUCUCAACCUAAUACAUACUACAAACCAAAGCAGUCGAAGGAAGGCCUUCUCCACCAUAUCUUUCCAUAUAACCGUGGUGACACUUUUCUAUGGCACACUCGUAGGGAUGUACUUAAUUCCAGGUGGAGAAAAUCAUUCAGUAGUCACCAAGAUAGUAACUGUCUUCUACACGGCCAUCACACCUUUUCUCAAUCCCCUGAUCUACUGUCUGAGGAAUGAUCAGGUGAAAGAGGCCCUGGGCAGGUUGCUGAGGAGAAAGGAAACAUUUCUGAGGUGA
This is a messenger RNA of Rhineura floridana, 945 nucleotides long. RefSeq names its product olfactory receptor 11H6-like. The coding region runs from base 1 to 945 and encodes 314 amino acids. Gene Ontology annotation, cellular component: membrane. The record is from RefSeq and is a predicted model, not a curated record. Lineage: Eukaryota; Metazoa; Chordata; Lepidosauria; Squamata; Rhineuridae. Gene Ontology annotation, molecular function: olfactory receptor activity; G protein-coupled receptor activity. The transcript has a single exon. Gene Ontology annotation, biological process: G protein-coupled receptor signaling pathway.